CAUCGAUCCGUGUCAAUUCGUGUUUCAACGGCUCAGAUCAGUCUUUCAGAGCAACUGGAGGAACGAAGGGAAGAGGCUGGUAACUUGGCUGUCUUCUCUAUUCUCCCGUGCUCGAUCUCCGAUCGAUUUCUUCCUCCUUGCUGAACAAGGAGUUUCCAAAGUGCUGUGGUAAUUGGACUUGAAGAUCAAGGCCAUAUGGAGGAAUUGAAGGAGCAUGCUGAGGAAAACGAGGUCACUGUUUUGAAUGAGGAUGAGGACGAAUAUGACUCCGAGGAUGAUGUAGACGACGGAGAAGAUGAUGAAGACGACGACGAGGAUGAGGACGAGGACGAGGACGAGGACGAUGAUGAUGAAAACGACGAUGACGACGAGAAGGAUGACGAUGAUGCUCCUGAAGGUGGCGGCGACGACGAUGAGGAAGAAGAAGAAGGAGGAGGAGGUGACGGCGAGCGUGGUGGUGAUCCCGACGACGACGACGACGGAGACGAUGAUGAUGAUGACGAGGAGGAGGAGGAUUUGGGAACAGAGUACCUUGUUCGCCCUUUAGGCACUGCUGAGGAGGAGGAAGCAUCUAGUGAUUUUGAACCAGAGAAGAACGACAAGGAGGAUGAUGAAGGUGACGACAAUGAUGGCGAGAAGGCUGAGGUUCCACCAAAAAGAAAGAGGUCAGAUAAAGAUGAUGAAGAUGAAGAUGAAGAUGAUGAUGAUGAUGACGAUGAUGAUGAUGGUGGAGAAGAUGAUGAGAGGCCCUCUAAGCGAUAGAUUUGUGUCCAUUCUUUGCUUGAGGACUUGACAAGUAAACUAUAGGUAAACAUAUCACCCUCUGUCCGUUAAAUACCUUUCAGAGAAAGGAUAAGUAGGUUCAUGGAAUUGUUUCUUUCUCUCUUGUAUUAUUAUGGUGCAGCAGUAAUAGGCUUACUAGUUAUGAUUGGUCUAUAGUGGGUUAAAACGUGGUAGAACAAAUUUUGCAUACCUAAAUUUUAGCUUCUUUGUACUUUGUAGGUCGGUAGUUCCUGCUUUACUAUUUGUGAUACCCUAAAAUUGUUGGUACAUCUCUUCUGGUUUUAGAUAACGGAUUUUGAUUACAAUCUUAUUGUACUUAUUUGUUGUUACAUGUUAAUGGGUGCAUCA
Molecule: messenger RNA, 1131 nt
Organism: Gastrolobium bilobum
Lineage: Eukaryota; Viridiplantae; Streptophyta; Magnoliopsida; Fabales; Fabaceae
Exons: 2
Coding region: 196-762 (188 amino acids)
Source: RefSeq, a predicted model, not a curated record